UGCACUGCACUGCAUGCAGCAGCCGUCGCGGCAGCCCCGACGUACGUGCCUUUGCAAUUACAUGCAUGCAUGGGCGACCGAUGAACAUCGUCCGACACCACCACCGCGGCCGAUCCAUCCCUUUUGCCUCUUUCCGCUGCGUCCGCCCGGCUUUCCGUAGUUUCCCCGGCGCGUGCUUUGGAGAUCCAUGGCAUGCAUGGCCGAUCCACACCGCUGUUCCAGCAGCUGCGCUCCUUUAACCUCGCGAAAGCUAGCCAUGCAUAUAAUGGCCCGCCCCACUGCUAGCUGCCUGCUUCUGCAGUGCACAGCCGCACAGGGAGGACGACAGCCGGGGGCAGCCAUGGCGCCCAAGGACAGAGUGCCUCUCGUCAGUGCCGGGCUCGCGGUGGCGUCGCUGCUGCUGCUCCUGCUUUGCGCCACUCGGUGCGAAGCGAGGGCCAUGGCGGCGACGGCGAGGCGACUGAGCAGCAGCAGCAGCAGCCCGCUGCUCAACGCGCUGUUCAAGCUCAACUUCAUCCGGACGGUGGAGCCAGCGCGCCGCAUUCCGACCGCCGGCGACGAGGAAGCCGCGAGCGACAUCAACUCGCCGUUCUGCGUCAACCCACCGGACGCGCCGUCGGCCACGACGCCGCCGUUCAAGCCCUUCACGCCUUCGUUCCCGGGCCAGGCGCCACAGCUGCCGCCGAUCACCCCCGUGCCGCCGUCCUUCGAGCCCAGCCCGCCGGCGCCGGAGAAUGGCGCCUCGGGUGGAGGCCAGGGUGGCGGUCAAGGCCAGGGUGGAGAUCAAGGACAGGGAGGCGGUGGAGAUCAAGGCCAGGGCGGAGGUCAAAGCCAGGGUGGAGAUCAAGGACAGGGCGGAGGGGGUGGAGAUCAAGGCCAGGGCGGAGGUCAAAGCCAGGGUGGAGAUCAAGGCCAGGGCGGAGGUCAAGGCCAGGGAGGUAGUCAAGGCCAGGGUGGAGGUGGUGGAGAUCAAGGCCAGGAAGGCCCACCGGCAUCCACGACGCCGAACUCGCCGCCACAGGUCGGUCCGGGGGGCAUACCAUUCGGAUCGGUGCCGCCGAGCCCCAUCGUCGUGGUGCCGAGCCCACCAGGAUCCGGCCCUGAUCCCGGCUCCGGCUUAGGAGGCGGCGGCUCGGGUUCCGACGGCGGUCCGUUCCAGCCGCCGAUCAUAUACCCACCUCCGCUGGCGCCGCCGCUGCCGCCGGGCGCGGGGCAGACGUUGUGGUGCGUGGCCAAGCCCACGGUGCCGGACCCCAUCAUCCAGGAGGCCAUGGACUACGCGUGCGGCGCCGGCGCCGGGUGCGACUCCAUCCUGCCCAGCGGCUCGUGCUACCGCCCCAACACCGUGCUCGCGCACGCCUCCUUCGCGUUCAACAGCUACUGGCAGCAGGCCAAGGCGACCGGCGGCACCUGCGACUUUGGCGGCACCGCCACCAUCGUCACCAGAGACCCAAGCUACGAGGAGUGCAAGUUUGAUCUUAUGUGAGGAUGGAAGAUACGUAGAUAUGCAGAACAGACUGUAGACCCCGUCCCAGUUCAUUUGGGGGGGUAUCAUUCCUCUUGCUUCUAGGCCACGUCACUCCAGAUUUUGUAACUAGCUCUUCUUCACUAGUAUUGUUUUGAAUUUUGUAAGACCAAUCAGGUUCCUUAAAACCUGAAGCCAUUUCGAGCUCU
This is a messenger RNA of Zea mays, 1674 nucleotides long. Its product is annotated as translation initiation factor IF-2-like. NCBI's taxonomy places the organism in Eukaryota, Viridiplantae, Streptophyta, Magnoliopsida, Poales, Poaceae. The coding region runs from base 188 to 1486 and encodes 432 amino acids. The record is from RefSeq and is a predicted model, not a curated record. The transcript is spliced from 3 exons.